Molecule: messenger RNA, 1891 nt
Organism: Coffea eugenioides
Lineage: Eukaryota; Viridiplantae; Streptophyta; Magnoliopsida; Gentianales; Rubiaceae
Product: scarecrow-like protein 32
Exons: 2
Coding region: 452-1762 (436 amino acids)
Biological process (GO): regulation of DNA-templated transcription
Cellular component (GO): nucleus
Molecular function (GO): sequence-specific DNA binding; DNA-binding transcription factor activity
Source: RefSeq, a predicted model, not a curated record
UUCUCUGAGUUCUCUCUCUCUCUCUCCGUCUCUCUCUUCCCUUCUUGUGCUUAUGUGUCUCUGUGGAGCUGUAAGACCCUUUUGUAGCCUUAAAAACGUUCCUCUCUUUUGGUGUAUCCAUACAGCCCUUUGUUCCAGCUCCUUUUGUGAGUGUGCUGAAAAAGCCUGCAAACUGAAAGAAAUCUCUCUUUUGCCUAUUUUGACUUCGCUCACAAGUACCUGUCUUUGGGAUGAGAGACUCUCUCACAACUCCUUUUACUCUCCAUAGCAAAAAAUUGUAGUAUCAAACUUGAUAAAGAGAAGGAAAAACAAAAAAUUAAAGGCUGAACAGUCUCUUUUCCUCGAUUCCUUUGCAGAAAUUUUCCCAAAAUCUGCACCAACCGUUCAUGGAUCGCUUCCCAAUGGCCAGUCACCACCUUUGCACCAAAUCUCACCGUUUGUGGUGCCCUCCAUGAAUAAGAACCAAAUUCAUCGAACAAGGCCAUGGCCCGGUUUCCCUACAUCAAAAUCAUCACUUGGUGGUAGCUUUGGUGACGCCAACUGCAUGGAACAAUUGCUAGUCCACUGUGCCAAUGCGAUCGAGAGCAAUGACGCCACUCUAACUCAACAAAUCUUGUGGGUUCUCAACAAUAUAGCACCCCCCGAUGGCGACUCAAAUCAGCGCCUCACGUGCGGCUUCCUUCGAGCUCUGAUAGCCCGGGCCGCAAACAGCGGAAACUGCAAACUACUCAGCGCAAUGGCUAAUGUAAACACGAAUAUGGGGAUCGAUACCCAUAAAUUCUCCAUCAUAGAGCUAGCAAGUUUUGUGGACUUAACCCCCUGGCAUAGAUUCGGAUUCACGGCGGCAAACACGGCCAUAUUAGAAGCUGUGGAGGGAUAUUCGGUCAUUCACAUCGUUGACUUGAGUUUGACUCAUUGCAUGCAAAUUCCAACGUUGAUAGAUGCUAUAGCUACCCGUCUCGAGGGCCAUCCGUUGGUGAAGCUGACGGUAGCCUGCAUCACGGACGGCAUCCCGCCCAUGAUUGAUCUGUCGUACGAGGAGUUAGGUUCGAAGUUGAUCAACUUUGCUAGGUCUAGAAACGUAGUAUUGGAGUUUAGGGUGAUCCCUUCGACUUCCGCGGAUGGAUUCUCUUCGUUAUUUGAACAACUUCGAAUGCAACAAAUUGUUCGGGCAGACAAUGGCGAAGCACUUGUUAUAAAUUGUCACAUGAUGCUCCAUUACAUCCCUGAAGAAACCCUGUCCGUGGUCUCCAGUUCGACAACAUUGUCAAGUCAUCAACUUGAAUCUUCUCAAAACGCAUCUCUUCGAACGAUGUUUCUAAAGAGACUCAGGAGUUUAGAGCCAACAGUUCUCGUUUUGGUCGAUGAAGAUGCAGAUUUGACGUCAAACAAUUUAGUCAGUAGAUUAAGGUCCGCUUUUAAUUAUUUGUGGAUACCUUAUGAUACUGUGGAUACAUUUCUACCGCGGGGGAGCAAGCAGAGGCAAUGGUAUGAAGCAGACAUAUGUUGGAAAAUCGAGAAUGUAAUAGCCCACGAGGGUCUUCAAAGGAUUGAGAGAUUGGAGCCUAAAAAUCGGUGGGUGCAAAGAAUGAGAAGUUCGAGCUUUAAGGGGGUUAGUUUCAGUGAAGAUGCAUUUUCUGAGGUGAAAAGUAUGCUUGAUGAGCAUGCAGCAGGAUGGGGACUGAAGAGGGAAGAAGAGGAUCUUGUGCUUACUUGGAAGGGACACAAUGUCGUUUUUGCUACAGCUUGGGUACCAACUUGAUGCUCAUCUAAAAUUAUUGCCAUCAAAUCUCUAAUUUCUUUCCCCCUGAUUUAAUUACCCCCUAUUAACUGUUUUUCUCCUGUAGCUUGGCAGAAUGAUUUUAGAAAUGAUGGAGAAUGCUGAUAAUCA